Molecule: messenger RNA, 1354 nt
Organism: Strongylocentrotus purpuratus (purple sea urchin)
Lineage: Eukaryota; Metazoa; Echinodermata; Echinoidea; Camarodonta; Strongylocentrotidae
Product: cytochrome P450 2D17-like
Exons: 3
Coding region: 117-1133 (338 amino acids)
Biological process (GO): xenobiotic metabolic process
Cellular component (GO): cytoplasm; intracellular membrane-bounded organelle
Molecular function (GO): heme binding; iron ion binding; oxidoreductase activity, acting on paired donors, with incorporation or reduction of molecular oxygen, reduced flavin or flavoprotein as one donor, and incorporation of one atom of oxygen
Source: RefSeq, a predicted model, not a curated record
UUGGACGAGUUUGAUCUAAGAGUCUGAACAUAAAUAUUCUGCGUAUAUUUUCUCAAUGAAUACUCUGAUAUUUUCUCAACAGCUACGAUGAUAUCAUCGUGUCUCAGGCAGAGCGUAUGUUGGCAGAAUUCGAAAAGACCAACGGCCAGAGCUUCGAUCCGAGGGACCUCAUACAUAAGACUAUUGGAAACGUGGUCAUGAAGAUCCUUACAGGGGUGACAUACGACUACGAUGAUUUGGAAUUCUCCCGAGUCAUGACGAACACGGUUCGUGUCUUUACCCUGCUCGGUGAAGCGGGAAUCCUGGCCUCGAUCCCAGCUCUCGCUGCCAUCCCGUCUCCUACAAAAUGGAAGAUCAUCAAGGCAUGGGAAGAGAUCUAUGGCUUCCUCAAGGAAAUCAUUGAAAGACGCAAAGCCAGGUUUGACACGAAUCAAAAGGCGACUGACUUCAUGGGAAGCUUUGUGAAGGCAAUGUGUGCAAAAGGAACAGAGAUUGGUCCAGCUUCCUGCGACGAAAUCAACCUAAUGGUGUCCUCCUUCGACCUGCUUCUUGCAGGAUGGGACACGAUCUCCACCACCCUUGCCUGGGGCUUGCACACAUUGGCUUCCUACCCUGAGGCUCAACGUCGAGUUCAUCAAGAAAUCAAAGACGUCAUCGGCCUUGAUCGCCUUCCGCAGUUCUCCGACCACCACAGCAUGCCCGUGACGAUGGCGACCAUCGCUGAGUGCAUGCGUUUCCGACCCACCUUAGCGGUGCACAUCCCUCACGUGGCUACACAGGAUUGCAAGAUUGGAGGGUAUGACAUUCCCAAAGGCGGACAGAUCACUCUCAACAUGUGGUACCUCGCCCAGAGCCCCAACAUCUGGAAAGAGCCGCAAGAGUUCAAACCUGACAGAUUCUUGAACGAAGACGGGGAGUUUGAUCGGAAAAUCGACCCACUAUCGUUCGGAACAGGUCGACGGGUUUGUCCUGGAGAGCCACUGGCAAGAACUGAGAUAUUCCUCUGCCUCACGUACCUUCUCCAGCGUUUUACCUUCAGUUUGUCCGAGGGCACCCUGAAGAAUCUACCAACCCAUUUCAGUCUUACCAAUCAACCGAAAGCUUACCAGAUUCACGCUGUCAAGAUCGCGUAAGGCUGCCAGCAAAGUCCAGAGGUACCCGGAAAAGGCUUUUUAUUGGCAUCCUGUUACCGUCCUAGCCAGGGGCGGUAUCCUGACAUUCAUUUCAUCUUAGAUAAAAUCUGAGAUUUGAGCUCAGUGACAUAAUGUACCCUUCAAACUUUUUUUUGAAUCUCUAAUCUGAGAACUACUUUAUCUUGAUUUUAUCUCACUGAGACAUUUGUGAUGCGACAUCC